CCCAAGAUUAUGUGCAACUACAACAAUAACAACAGACAACAAAACAAAACUCUCGUAAGAGAAAAAAAAAAAAAAGCAAAACACAUCUUCACCAUCUCUCUUUGGACUGGCAGGUGAACCCAUCUUCACUUCCAAUCCCAUCUUCACGUUAUUCACCUCCAAACUCCAUCUUCACUUUUGAUACAAAAAAAAAAAAAAAAAAAAAACGAUACUACUCUUCUUCUUAGUUUCUUGGCUACUUAGUUGUGUUUGUGUGCACUUUUAUCUUUAUGUUCUUCUUCUUAUUCUACUAUCUACCCAGAUGAGAAUUGUACCCACCAAUGACCAAUGGCUGCAUCAUCUUUGGUGAGCGUAGAAGCCUCCUUUUCUGAAAAUCUCAAAGGCUUUAUUCUUGCUGUUGUUUCCAGUGCUUUUAUUGGCUCCAGCUUCAUUGUCAAGAAGUUGGGUCUCCAACGGGCUGGUGCAUCUGGGACUCGAGCUCGUUCUGGUGGAUACGGGUAUCUUAAGGAGCCACUAUGGUGGAUUGGCAUGAUUACAAUGAUCGUUGGUGAACUUGCGAAUUUUGUUGCUUACAUGUUUGCUCCUGCUGUGCUCGUCACGCCACUGGGAGCUUUGAGCAUAAUUGUUAGCGCUGUUCUAGCACACUUCUUUUUGAAGGAAAAGCUGCAGAAAAUGGGUAUAUUGGGUUGUGUCUUGUGUAUAGUGGGGUCUACAUUGAUUGUGCUUCAUGCACCCAGUGAAAGUAGUCUGACUUCAGUGGAAGAAAUUUGGGAAUUAGCAACUCAACCAGCUUUUCUUUUGUAUUUGGCCUCAGCAAUAGCUAUAGUUCUGGUGCUGUUCUUGUAUUGUGAACCACGCUAUGGGCAGACAAACAUAAUGGUCUAUAUUGGAAUAUGUUCCAUUAUUGGAUCUUUGACGGUUAUGAGUGUUAAGGCUGUUGGUAUAGCAAUAAAACUCACAAUAGAGGGUUCAAGCCAGGCAGCUAGCUUCCAAACAUGGGUUUUUGUAAUGGUGGCAAUUACAUGUAUUAUCACUCAGCUGAAUUAUUUGAACAAGGCUUUGGACACAUUCAACACAACAGUUGUUUCUCCAAUCUAUUAUGCUUUGUUCACAUCACUCACAAUUUUUGCCAGUGCCAUAAUGUUCAAGGAUUGGUCUGGUCAGAGUGCUAGCAGUAUUGUGUCAGUGCUUUGUGGAUUCAUAGUUGUGCUUUCUGGAACUUUGAUAUUGCAUAGUACAAGAGAAAAGGAUCCAGCUUCUGUUACAGGUUUUGCUUCAUAUCAUCCCAUCAAACAAUUGGAGCUUGUCCAGCACGUCAAUGAUCAUACUCCACACCUGUCCACCAAAUUGAGUUUGUCCAACUAGUUUCAUGCAGCAAAUCUUACACUCCUCUCAUCAGACAUGUCAUAUGAAUUUAUAGGAAAGGAUAUAUAGAAUAUAACAUUAUACCCAUUCCUUCUGUAGUAAAUUUUUGAAAUCAUUCCAAGAAUUUCCAAUGUGCACGUGUGGUUGUGUUUCUUUCUUUGUAUGGUCGGCAGUGUGGGGGAAUAUUAUCACAGGUGAUAAUUUGAGGGGAAGAGGUUUCUCAAUAGUGGAUUGGUGUUGCAUGUGCUGGUGUAGUGGAGAGGAUGUGUAUCCCCUUUUGAUCCAUUGUGAAGGGGCUUAUUGGUUAUGGAGUUUAGCAUUUUGAUCUUUUGGAGUCUCUUGCGUCUUGCCUAAGAGGGUUAUUUAUUUAUUUAUUUAUUUUGGGGGGGGGGGGGGGGUGAGGAAUUGGUUGGGGAAAUGUGCAUUGGAUGUUUGGAAUUUGGUACCACAUUGUGUGAUGUGGAUUAUUUGGAGUGAGUGCAAUAAUUGUACCUUUGAAGAGCUGGAGUGUUCAAGGGAUCAACUCAUAACAUUGUUUGUCGGGACUUUGAUUGGUCUUGGGUGUGGGAACUCACAUCUAGUGAUUCCAUCAAUUGUUCAUAGAUUCUCCUUCCAUUUUUACAAUUUCUUCUGUUUUUGUAUCUUGUACAACUUUUUUUGGCUACUUCAUCCCUUUGAAUGAAGUAGUCCUCUCUAUUAAUAAAGUAUUCUUACUUAUCAACUA
This is a messenger RNA of Quercus robur (English oak), 2089 nucleotides long. Its product is annotated as probable magnesium transporter NIPA6. Gene Ontology annotation, molecular function: magnesium ion transmembrane transporter activity. The record is from RefSeq and is a predicted model, not a curated record. The transcript has 9 exons. The coding region runs from base 328 to 1365 and encodes 345 amino acids. Gene Ontology annotation, cellular component: membrane. NCBI's taxonomy places the organism in Eukaryota, Viridiplantae, Streptophyta, Magnoliopsida, Fagales, Fagaceae. Gene Ontology annotation, biological process: magnesium ion transport.